Molecule: messenger RNA, 3160 nt
Organism: Chelonus insularis
Lineage: Eukaryota; Metazoa; Arthropoda; Insecta; Hymenoptera; Braconidae
Gene: Nelf-A
Product: negative elongation factor A-like
Exons: 5
Coding region: 164-1744 (526 amino acids)
Biological process (GO): negative regulation of transcription elongation by RNA polymerase II
Cellular component (GO): NELF complex
Source: RefSeq, a predicted model, not a curated record
UACGAGUAUUCAUCACGAGAUUCACUUACCACGGAUCAAACGACUUAAAAGAGAUCACUAGAUACUGAAUUUCCCUAUAGAUUACUCUUCUAACAAGCGCGUCAUUUUUUGGAGCCACGCAUUUUUUAAUUUCGUGCGGCGGCAACACUGAUACGAUUCCAAUAUGGCGAAUGUGAGGGACAGUGAUACGUCGUUGUGGCUUCAUAACAAAUUAGGAACGUCAAACGAUAGUUGGACUGGAAGUUCUAUUUGUUCACAAUUAAACGCCGAAGUUCUACGAAACAUUAAGGAUUGUUUUCCGGACUUACAAACACAAGUUAAGCUCAAAUUAUUGCUUUCAUUUUUUCACAUACCCAGGCGCAAUGUUGAAGAGUGGCGUAGCGAAUUGGAGGAAAUUAUUGAAGUGGCAUCGUUGGAUAGCGAAUUAUGGGUUUCGAUGUUAUCCGAAGCGAUGAAAACAUUUCCAGCAACUGGAUCUCUUAAUACAGACAUUACAGAUUUGGAUGAACAUCGUCCUAUUUUUAGUGAGCUUGUCAAUGACCUAAGAAAGCUAUUGAAGAAACAAAAUGACCCAGCGAUGCUACCACUGGAGUGUCAUUAUCUAAAUAAAACAGCUCUCAUUUCAGUGGUCGGUCAACAACCUACACCUACUAAGCACUUUACACUGAAACGAAAACCUAAAAGUGCUGUUUUAAGAGCAGAAUUACUCCAAAAAAGCGCCGAUGCAGCAAACAACCUAAAAAAGAGUACAGCAUUAACUGUUCCUGUAAGAAGUAGAGGGAUGCCAAGAAAAAUGACAGAUACAACACCUCUCAAAGGUAUUCCUAGCAGAGUACCAACGGGAGGCUUUAGAUCGCCAGCACUUACACCAUCCUCGAUAUACACCAGAACACCAAUUAGUAAUAGAAUUCGCAAGGACGGUGGUAUCAAACUUUUAGAGAUUGAUGAACAACCUCUAGGUUAUGCUCAAGCAAAAAAACGAAAGCGAAUGCUAGAAUUGGAAGAACAACAGAAGAAAGUUGCAGAAUCACAAAAUGCUACUGCUACCACACCAACCCCAGCACCUACGGAAACUCCUGCGACACCGGAAUAUGCUCAAGGUCUUGCUCCUAUCAACCCGCCAGCUACUCCAACUGCAUCAACACCAACAACCCAAUCUUAUGUGCCACCAACAACACCCGGUAUUCCAUUACCAGCUACACCUCCGACUCCAACUACACCUACAACUCCUACGACAUCAGCUACGAGUGUUCCCGUACCUACAUCUCCAACAAUUGUACCUACAGAAACUACUACACCUGUUGGAGUGCAAACAGUGAGACCAGCGCAAACAGUAACGCAAAUCAGAAUUCAAACAACAGCACAGCCUGCCAACGCUGCAGCCAAUACCAGAAAGGGCUUAUCUCUUACGAGAGAACAAAUGUUGGAGGCUCAAGAAAUGUUUAGAACUGCUAACAAAGUGACUAGGCCAGAAAAAGCACUUAUUUUAGGAUUUAUGGCUGGUGCAAGGCAGAAUCCUUGUCCGAAAUUAGGUAAUAUCGUAACUGUGAUGUUGUCAGAAAAUAUUGAAGAUGUAGUGCAACCAGAUGGAACAACAGUGUCAAUGCUUGUUGAAACACAUUUUCAAAUGAAUUACACGAAUGGGGAGUGGAAGAGGAUAAAAAAAAAUCGACGAGUUGUUACAGAAGACAGUGUAAAUGCAAGUGCACCAGCUCCUACUGCAACAGCUACUGCUUCAAAUUAAUUGGAAGAUGCCAAGCGCUUUAUGUAUCCGUUAUUUUCGGUUUCCUCUGAUAGUGGAGCUACGCACAUGUCACUAUAAAAACGUCGAAUUUUUUUUUUAUAUAUAUAUAUAUACAUAUUAAAUAACAUUAGAAUUAUAUUGUGGCCUAAGUGCCUAUGGAAUCGUGUUGUUGAUAAUUUAUAAAAAUCUGUCUCAAACACGAACCCAUCAGUAACAAAGGUAGGUAAAUAACUGAGACUGGAUUAAUAAUUGAAUUUAGAGAUAAUUUAUAUCUUGAAAGGUGAUAAUCGCUCUUGAAUAUAUCACAGUGAUUAUUGUAUUGAUUCUAUUACGACACAUAUUAUAUAUAUUAUAUAUUUACAUAAUUAACAGAAUUUAAAUUUAAAAAAAAAUUAAGAGUAAGACUUAUAAUAUUGUUACGCGAUCAAAAAAUAUACUUAUAUUGACUAAAUUACGUGAUGAAUAAUAAUACAAAUACUUAAUGUAACAAAAGAUGGCAGAUAAAGAUUUGCUUCACUUCGUGAAAAUUUCGUAUUGAAAUUUUUAUCAUUUAGAUAUCGCGUUCCACAUUGCCUAUGCCCUAAAGUUCUUUUACGUUUCGGUGCAACAUAACCAGGAAUUGAAAUGCUUGGUUCAUCUAAUUUUCCUGCUGUAAUUAACUUGUUAAAGUCUUGCUCAAUUUUAUUAGCAUAUGGUCCCCGAAAAUGCAAGAAAAAUUGUAUACAAGUUCCAUCAUGAAGAAUUUUUGUCUUUCUACUGUCUAUGGAUAUCAUCCAUUCUGGAAUACCCAUAACGUGUCUUACAUCUUCUAAAAACUGAGCUCUAAAAAAGAAAUUAAAUAUUGUAAUAUUGUUUAAUAAUUAAUUAAGUUGUUCAACUUACGUAACAAAUUUUGGAGGCUUCUGAAUGUUAGCAUAUUUUACAAUGUCAUAGUCAGGUUCAAUAGUGGCACAGGCAAAUUUUCGCGAGCUAAAAUCGUGAUCCAUAAUGACAAUAGAUUUGCCUAUAGCUGAUACUGCACCUUCUAAUGGAAAGUUUGCAUCUGCAAAAACUCGACGCUCUAAGCCAAUAUCUAUAGGACCAAGUCGUGCAGAGAGAUCACCGACAUGGCAACGAAGAGGUUGAUCAGGACCACAUUCUUGUUUAUAAAGAUCUUCCUACAAUGGAUAAAAUUUUUAUAUUUAGAUUUAUUAGUAAAAUUAUUGAUUUACUAUUUAAGUGUUAUUAAUAUAAAAAAAAUAUUUACAUUUAAUGGAUCUGCUAAUUGCGUAAAAUAAGGAUUCCAAAUAUAUCCUCCCGCAACACAACGAGUAUCUUGAGUUUUUACUAUUGCAUCUACUCCUACAGGAUUAACGAAAAUCGCCCAGUUAUGAUUCCUAGUCUAAAUGUAGGUUAUUAUUAAUUAUAAAAUAAAAU